UUUAUGACACCAAUGGUAAUACGAGGGUCAUGCUAUUUGUUAAUUGUACAUCGUGAUUGACCACUAAUUAAGAUCUCUGACAACGAUCAUGACUUAAGGUCACCAGUUGACACAAAUAGACUACAAGUAUAUAUGUAGUAGCGUACUAGCUAGCUGUCUCCUCACAGCACAUUGUAUGGUGACCACUGAUGACUGAUGACUGACUAACAGAACAUUAAUUUGUUAUGAAAAGCCUGAACAUUACCACACCACUAAUUAUACAGUAGACUCUCGCUAUUCUGGUUCUCUGAAUACGGUCACCUCGAUAUCCGGUCAUUUCGUUCGGUACAGAUUGCUAGCUUGCACAAAACUCGCCCUGAAGUGCGGCCACUCGCUAUUCCGUAUCUGGUCAGUUCUGGCUGCCCAAAACUAUAGGUUUUAUACAUGUAUAACGGCCGUUUUGGGUAUAUAGUUUGGCAAAAUUGAUUGCACUUAAAUAGAGACCAUAAUGAUUCAUUAUCCUCGAGACAGAACUGUAAAAUUAGUCAUUAGGGUCGCUUUUUAGCUGCAGCUAUUUUCUAAAAUGCAGUCACCUCGCUAUUCCAGCCAAUUAAUUAAGCUGCACUGUUCCAAGGGUGACCAGAUUAACGAGAGUCUACUGUAUACCACCAUGACCGUAUUGAAGUGUCUGAAGAUUUAGCACUCCAAUUUAGCAUUUAGCUUCUCAUGUAUAUACGUAUGACACCAGUUUUGUAAUUAAACUUAUUGUUAGCCUCGAUUCCAGGCCGUUCUCAAUUGAGAGGGGCUGGGAUCGAGGCUAACUUACUGUGUACAUUGAUGAUCACUGAUUGCUUUCUACUCACAGCCGAGAAGCUGCAUUGAUAGCUCUGACGAUAUCGAGAUCCAUAGUGCAUUAAAAUGACAAAGAGGUAAUCUUGAUGUAUGACAUCAGUGGUUGUACCUAUGUCAGAUCGAUAGGGCAGAUAGGGUGGUAAACCCACUGUGUUACCAGUACUCAGUUAAACAUUAACAUUGACUGGCUGCUAUAUUAUAUACAUUCUUUACCCACAGACCAGCCCUGAUUGCAGUUUCUCACCAAAUAAUAGUUAAACUGUAAGAGUCAGUCUAAAACGUUAAUUGUGGCCGGUUGUGUGUGUGUGUGUGUGUGUCUUCUUGAUACAUGUAGGUAUAGUGUAACUUAAACAUUUCGUGUCUUUUUGAAUGUUUAUUUUUCUAUUGAUAUACAUGUCAGUAGCCCUUCAGCAUCACAUCUUGUAAAUCAAACCUAACGCAUUUUUAUCUAGAAAGCCCAUAAUGUACAUUUGUAGCUACAUGUAAUGUCUGUAUUGAUGAUUUUAUCAACUGAAAGGGUUGUACAGAACUGUUUAUGAGGGUACUCCCCCUGUAAAACAAACAAAAGUGUAUUGGGUAAAGAUCGAAUCAGCCUCAGCACGUACAUGCACAUGGAAUAGAAACUGUACAGUACAGAGUGUCUAGUAUAGUAGCUAGCCAUGUCUACUACUCUGAUCCAAGUGACCAAUGUGUCGCCCUCUGCUGGCCUCCAACAAAUGAGGGAGCUGUUCAGUUACUUUGGAGAUAUUGAGGAACUGAGGCUCUUCCCUGAGGAGGAGUUUGCUGCUCUGAGUGUCCCCUCCAAGGUAUGCUUCAUCAACUUCAUGGAGGAAGACAGUGCAGCUGCUUGUCUCCACCUUAGCAACACUGUGCUCAUAGACAGAGCUCUCAUCAUAGCACGAUCAAGACAUGCUGAGAUUCCUGAUGGUUCUGCUGCGAUGUUCCUGGCAGCCCCGGCCAUUGCCCUGGCCAACAGCGCUAGCAAACCAAUGGGUCACACUGCACCUCUCCUCCCGACACCUCCCUCUAUGGGGGCACCAGCACCCACUGGACCAGCCUCCAUGGCUAUGGGAGCUGCUAUGAACCCUGCAGCUGUUUGCGUUUGUUGAGUUUGCGAUACCUGAGUCUGUGCCCAUAGCCCUUCAAUACAACGGAGCCAUGUUUGGAGAGCGUCCAAUCAAUACAUCUGACCUGGAGGCAUCCUAUUCUGAGUGAACCACAGCAAGAAUGCCAUAGUGAAGCCUCAGGGCCCCACUGCCCAGGAGACCAAGAGGGACGUGGACGAGGCCAUGAAGAAGGUGAAAGAGACAAUGAUGGCUAUUGAGGCCAGUGUCGUGGUGCCAGAGGUAGAAG
Molecule: messenger RNA, 2184 nt
Organism: Halichondria panicea
Lineage: Eukaryota; Metazoa; Porifera; Demospongiae; Suberitida; Halichondriidae
Product: serine/arginine-rich splicing factor 11-like
Exons: 6
Coding region: 1491-1940 (149 amino acids)
Cellular component (GO): nucleoplasm
Molecular function (GO): RNA binding
Source: RefSeq, a predicted model, not a curated record